GGAGGCGGUCUUUACUUCCGCUCAGGAUCAACAACUGCAGAAGAAGAGCGUCACCGCUCCUGCUGGCUGACCACAUCACUUCCGCCGCACAUCAUCACACGGAAUACAUCAACAGAAAAUACUAAAAAGAGAAAAUUGUCAGCAGUUGUGUGCAAGCAGUGACCCGUUGAGAUGGAUGGAAAAGCAAGUGACCCCUUCAGCAGUGAGGCAGAACAGCUUCCUGGGGCAGGAGCAGUGGGGAGGCUGUGGCUGCCCAAAGGUCUGUCUGGGAAUGUGAUUAAGGAUUGGGUGGACCGCAGGCGGAAGUCCAUCCGUCCGUGGGCCACCUUUGUGGACCAGCGCAAGUUCUCCAAACCUCGGAAUUUUGGAGAGCUGUGCCAACGCGUGGUGAGGAACCUGGACACCUUUUACAGCAACUACACCUUCAUCUUCCUGGGACUCAUUCUCUACUGCAUCAUCAGUUCGCCGAUGCUCUUGAUUGCUUUGGGAGUGUUUGCUGGUGCCUUCUAUAUAAUUCACUUGAAAACACUGGAAAAGAAGCUGGUUGUUUUCGGUCGUGAGUUGACCCAGGGACACCAGUUAGGUUUAGCAGGAGGGGUUUCCUUCCCUGUGUUCUGGCUUGCAGGUGCAGGAGCUGCUGUGUUUUGGGUACUAGGUGCUACACUAGCUGUUAUUGGGUCCCAUGCAGCAUUUCAUGAGCUGGAGUCGUCUGACAUGGAUGAGCUGCUCAUGGAAACGGUUUAAAUCUUUCACCUUUUGGCUCAUGUUAACCUAAGUUGUCUUGCCUAAUCAUAUAUAUUGCCACAUAUUGUUUGCACUUAUUUGGCAAUAUCAGUUUUCUCACAGAUUGGUCAGCAAAGAAAUACAAACUGUUAAACUGACAUUGCCCUAAACGGAUCAAGCACACUGAAAAGCCUCAAAUGCCUUUCAUGGUACAUACUGGAUAUUAUGUUUGUUACAUUAUUUAUUUCUACAGCAUCCUCAAAGCACAAACUAAAUUGACCGUGACCCAAAGAUAGAAAUCCAGUUUAGUCGAAAAACUAUUUCAAUUGAAAUUGUCCUUAAGGGUUUAAGUCAACCAAAACUGAAAAUUUCCGACUUGUAUGAUGGCUUUGUUGCUCUGUGAAACUCAAAUGAAUUGAUUUUGAAGAAUGCUUUGACUUUUUUUGUCCACAACGAAUGGAAAAAGGGGUUCAAAACAACAUUGGAACCCAUUGACUUUGAAUGUAUGGACAAAAAAAAAAACACUUGAGAUAUUUUUCAAAAUGUCUUCUUUUCUGGACCACAGAAGAAAAGAGAAUGUGAUACAAGCUUGGAAUUCACAGGAUUUUGGGGUUAACUGUGCUUUUAAAUGCUCCUCUCACACUAAAAGACAAAUAUGAGUACUGGUAAUAGCUUUUGAUCAAAAUGUUAUACUGGAUCAUCCAAAAUAGCGAUUAAAAAAAAAAAAAAACUAUUCAGACAACAAGAAUGUACCGUCUUGACAGUUUGUGUGAUUUAUAAGGUACCAGUCAUUACAGAAUCAUUUGUCUUAAGCUAUAUUUAUCUCAUAUGUUGUAAUAUCAGUUUUGUUAGGAUCGCUAACGCAUGCAUGAUUUAAUAACAGAAUGUGUCAGCAAAGAAAAAAAAAGUAUUCUUGCUAUUCAGUGUAACCAGUUUCUGAUGCCAAUAUUCCCAGUGGAAGUUUUUUUUAUAUACUACUGUGCAAAAGUCCAUUAGUAUUUUCAUCAACAACAACAACAAAUUUAAGCCAGUUAUUUCUGUCAUUUGCUGAAGUGUGUUGGUAGGAAAUAUCAGUUUACUUUUCCAAGCAUUCCUUUUGCCAUUAAUUGUAAUAAUCCAGUGAGAUUUUUGUUUGCACAAGUCUUACAGUCUUGUGUCUUAUGACAGCCAGUGGUCCACACAGAGAUCUGAUCUCAUCAACUUUUACACAGUACUGUAUAUAUAUACAAAUAUGUUCUCUCAUUUAAUGAAAAUGUUUCUUUUAUUUACCUCUUGCUUCUGUUGUAUCAUUGAAUGGGAAGUGCAAUAAAAUGUUCAGUCUGUACAAUACCCUUAAA
Carassius auratus (goldfish) is the source of this 2060-nucleotide messenger RNA. Its product is annotated as prenylated Rab acceptor protein 1-like. The record is from RefSeq and is a predicted model, not a curated record. Lineage: Eukaryota; Metazoa; Chordata; Actinopteri; Cypriniformes; Cyprinidae. The coding region runs from base 172 to 744 and encodes 190 amino acids. The transcript has 6 exons. Gene Ontology annotation, cellular component: Golgi apparatus.